UCCGAAAUUUUAUAUUCAUAAAUUAUUUGUAAAUAAGAUGGAGGGAGUACGCGGAGGCUCUGCGGCUCUAUCAAGCGAAAGGCGGGAAACAAAGGAGCAGCGGCGACCAGAAGUUGAAAAUCCCUCCGCUGUCACACGUGUACCCGAUCCCGCAGCCGCCGACGCAGCUGGCAAUAGCAGUGGGAGCAGAAUUGCCGCCUCCUCCUCUCCUUCUCCUCCUAAUGUCUUGGAAUCCUUGUCACGAGAGGCGCGCUUCACUUGGGCGGCCUUUCAUGCUGGUGUUGUUGGCGGAGCUGAGCUCUGUCGGAACGCAUUUGAGACUAUCGCGGACUCUGUGGGUCAGCGGGGGUGGCGGCGAUCAGAUCGGGAUCCUCAUCAUCAACGUCAUCAAUCAGGUCCGUUGAUCUCGGCAAAGCGACGGACAGGAUCAGGUGCAGCAUUCCUGGACCAACGGGUUGGACCAGGUCCAGCAGAUUCGGACCGGUCGUGUCGACUAACCCCCAGGCGGAGGGCUGAAGCUGGGCGGAGGAAGGAGGAGGAGGAGGAGGAGGAGGAGCAAGAGGAGCAAGAGGAGGAGGUACGUCGUGAGGCGGGGGGCAGUCGUCGCUCCUCAAGUGAUAGCUUGGCGGGAAAGCUUGGCGGGAAAACUUGGCGGGAAAGUUUGGCGGGAAAGCUGUGUAUUGUGACUGGUGGAACGGAGGGAAUCGGAUUGAUGACGUGUAAGGAGCUUGUCCGACGUGGCGCCCACGUGAUCGUUGCCAGCAGGUCUGCCACUGACAAGGAGGGCGAGAUCCGUAAGGAGGUGUUAACGAGUGAUGAGAGAGGGGCAAAGGACGCAGAGGGAGAAGGAGAAAGAGGAGGAGGGAGUGGAGGAGUAGAAGGACGUGUGGAGUUUAUGCGUUUGGAUUUGUCUUCGUUCCGAAGUGUCCUUGAAUUCUCGGAGAAAGUUCGCUCACGUGGUGUUCCCGUUGAUAUCCUUGUUAAUAAUGCCGGCGUUAUGACCCCUCCUAAACGGACUGUAACGGAAGACGGAUUCGAGAUCCAGCUUCAGGUUAAUUACCUUGGGCAUUGUCUGCUGACUCAGCAGUUGUUGAUUGAUUUCUGUUGUCGUCGACAACAAAACGAUCGGUCUUCCCUUGGCGAGGGCAUCACAUCGAUCCCGACGCAGCUUUCAUCUCUUGCUGAUGCUGACGUGGCUGAUGCUGACGUGGCAGGUAGCUGUAGUAGUAGUAGUAAUAAGGACGGUAGUAACGAUAAUGUCACGGGGGCAUCUACUUUUGGUUUUCCCGCCAGUUCCGUCCCUCAGCCGCUUUUUUCUCCCGCCAGAAAAUUGUUUUCUCCCGCCAAAUUGCGCGUGAUCAACAUGUCGUCAAGCACUCAUCAUAGCGGCAAUAUCCAUUUCGCCGACCUGAACUUUCGGCGGAAGUAUCACGCCUUCCACGCGUACACGCAGUCGAAGCUGGCCAUCGAUCUGUGGACCAAGGAGCUGCACCGCAGGUAUCGGGAUCGGGGCGUCACUGCGGUGUGUGUUCAUCCCGGCCUCGUGGACACGGCCCUCGCUCGGGGGUAUUUCGGAAACUUGGCACCUUGGCCCUUAUCGGGUUGGCUGGGACCGCUCUAUCCCAUAUUUCUGAAGACGUCAACACAAGCGCUGGAGACCGUGAUGUACGCAAUCACGGCUCCUCCAGAGGAGAUUGGAGGUGCUUACGUGGCAGAUGCACGUGUAAGCCAGUGCGGACGGAUCUGCCACGACGCCAAGCUGGCGACAAAGCUAUGGGAUGCUGCCUGUGCUGCUGCUCGUCGCUGUGUUGCUGCUUGUCGUUGUCAUCUUCCACAUCUGCUUCCUCAGGCGCGUUCCUGGAAGGAAAGUGACGCCGCGAACGUCGAAGAAGGCGAGGAAGAUGGACAACCUUCAGACGAAGACCACACUGUCGGUAGGGGCGAGGGGAUCUCACGUCAGCGUUGCACCGGUGUGGAAAGUGGCAGGCGGCCGUACCCCCCGAUGCUGUACAACCACCUACCGUCCCAUGAGAUUCCAUUGCCUCCAAGUGACGACGACGGCAGCGACCCUCGAUCCUCAACGGUUCCUCUGGGGAGCGGUUGGACGCAGGAUUGGAUGGGGAGCCAGCUGUACAGACAGGCAACGACACCGACGUACACUGAUCUGCUGGAGAGACGGACCUCGGCUGGCUAUGACGCAGGACUCGUCGGUCUGAGCUUCGGUCUGAGGUCUGGGAGUGGUCAGGACGUGGCGCCCACCGUUGUCGUGAACCCAGCUUCAGGCAGCAACCACACACUGCCUUUAGUGAGGGCGGGGGGCCUUUCGGAUAACCGUGGUGGGUGUUAUCGUGAGUUGGCCGACGAACGCAGAUUCGUAUCGCCAAAGCGUGGGUCGGUGAGCAGUGCAGGUGUAGCCGCUUCAAGGACGAAGACAGCGGGAUUGGCGGCCUGUCGAUCGACGACGCCUCCCGAUGCAAUCGACGGACGAGGGGACAACGAUGAUUGCUCCGCUACAGAGGUCAUGGGUCGACGGGUUUGGGAUGAUCAUCGGCAGGACUGGGUAUGCCUACAAUCUCGCACAGGGGAAAAGUCAGGUACUAUGCAAAGUUGAACGGGGUCCGAAUAGAGAUGCAAGCUGGGCACUGGGACUGGGUGUAGCGGAUAUUCCCAUCCUUAAGUGAGUGCUAGUGUGAGUAUGAUGUGAGUGAGGCAGUUAGUUGCCUCGCGUGGAAUACGCCCUGCCUCUCUGGCAGUGCAUGAAAAGGACACCACUACAGGAAAAACAAAAACAAAACCAUCAG
This is a messenger RNA of Chara braunii, 2801 nucleotides long. Lineage: Eukaryota; Viridiplantae; Streptophyta; Charophyceae; Charales; Characeae. The record is from the annotation of a GenBank genome assembly.